Molecule: messenger RNA, 6093 nt
Organism: Thermochaetoides thermophila DSM 1495
Lineage: Eukaryota; Fungi; Ascomycota; Sordariomycetes; Sordariales; Chaetomiaceae
Exons: 1
Coding region: 1-6093 (2030 amino acids)
Molecular function (GO): protein binding
Source: RefSeq, a predicted model, not a curated record
AUGGGCCCUGCAUGGCUGGACUCGCUCGACGAGGACUGGGUGUCGCAGCCCGGGUCGCCGAUCGACGCGUCGUUUGCCGACCUUGCGCCUUCGCCGUCGCCUAAGCCACAACUUCGUCCCAAAGCGGCUGCGCGCAGUAGCAAGAUCCCGCGGCCCAGUCCCCGAGGGAAAAAAGGACUACAACAGCAUGGCGCCGAUAACAGCAUCAGCAGCAGUCCGAACGGGAACACGAGCGUCCUCAACGAGCGCAACCUUCAUCUGCACGAGCGCCGAACCGCCGCGCUGGGCCAUAGUAGAAAACAUACCCCGUCAAAGCUGUCGCGGGAGAUAUAUCCUGGGAGUAGCAAUAAUAGCGAUGGCAAUAACACGAGCAAUGCUAGCCGCAGUCAUAGUUGCAGCAGUAAUAAUUCGAGUGCAAACCCCGGAAAAAGCGGCGUGCGUGACUGCCAGGCAUGUCGCUCAGCAUCGGCAUCAUCAACGGCAUCGGUCAUACGACGACCAAUGCUUCGCAAAUCGGGCGGCGCGGCGAAUGUCCGUGGUACAGGAGAUACGCCCGAGUGGAAGCGACGACUGGUAUAUGGGGAACUGUCUUACGGCGAGCAGCGCGACUUAUUCACAUCGGCAGGAACAGGUCUCGAGAAUAUUUUCAAGCCUCCGCCCACGACCACUCCAUCCACACGUCCGACGACCGCUGUGACCGAGAAGAUGGAGGAGUCACCGCAGCCGCAAACGUGGAACAAUGAUGAGCAACAUGAGCAGGAAGAUGAUGAGCACGAGCACGAGUUCGAGCUCGAGCCUGAGCAUGAGCAUGAGCAUGAGCAUGAGCAUGAGCACGAGAAUGAUCAUGAAGAGCACGAACAGGAUCAAGAACAGGAAGAACAGGACCAAGAACAUGAACAAGAAUCUGACCACAACGAGCCCGAGCCUUCAGAAGAAUACCCAGAGCCCCAGAGCCAUCCUCGUGUCACAUUCUCAGCCAGACCUCCGCCUGUAUAUCCUCCCGACGCAUCCCCCGAACCAAACGCUGCCCACGACGAUGACAAGUUCUCCCGAUCCCCAACCGAAUCCCCUCCUCAACCGCCUCCUCCCCGCCGCGGCCCCCGACAAAUCCGUUACCGUCGCACCUCCUCUGAAUCCGACCGUUCCCCGAGCAGACGCUCCCCUUCCCCAGAUGGCAUGCCCCCAGCAGACCAAAACCAUCAACAACAGCCGAUCCCCCCAGCGAUCAACACAUCCUCCCCAGCCGUGCCCCCCCCAAAACCAGCCCAACACCUCAACGUCCCCUCCGACAUUCUCAGUAACGGCGGCGACGACGGCUCCCGCAAGGUCAGCGGACGCAGCGACAUCCGCAAUGAGGACUUCAGCCCAAUCAUUCUGGAGCGACUCCAAGCCAGCGACGGGCGCACCAUUGCUUUUCAGCCCAUGGAACUUCCGCCGGAGGAGCUUAAGAGAAGAUUGCAGCGUCUUAGGCAGAGGCAGAAUCAGAUGCUCUUCACGGGCGAUGCGAGGUCUGAGACGGGGUCGUUGAUGGGAAUUGUUGAGACGAGUGAAGAUUUGGAGCGGUUGGGGAGGUAUGUCAAUUUCAAGAGGGGGAGCAGGGAAGUCGAUUCGUUUAGGAUGGAGGGGUUGAGCGAGGCGUUGAAUGAGAUUUCGGAACUGAAUCCGGAGACAUCGUUGCAGGCGAGUACGCCGAAGAAGUUUCCUAGUGUUCGGUCGGAGAGGCCUGAGGAAGAGGAAAAUGAUCCUGCGUUUGAUAAGAGUCCGGAUCAGAGCCCCCCCAGAGAGGAGAAGAGAGCUGGUCUGGCUGUUGGGCCGGGGAACAGUCCGCUCAAACUAUUCCAGCCGUACGACACGUUCACCAGUCAGACGCUCAUGCGCAGGCUUAGUCAGUUCCAUGAGCCUGCUGGUGAUGGUGAGGCCAACGGCAGUACUUACUCUCCCGGCGCCAAAGAAGGCGAGUCCCCGCCGCGUAACCAGUCCCACGGCCGCCCUAGGCAGGUCUCAACCAGCCGUUUCGGCGCAGGCGAGCUCGACGGGUACGAGUUUCAUGAAGACGAGUUCUCUCACCUCGAUCACUCAGGAGGCAUGGACGGCGACAAGGAGAACCGCGGUCCUUAUCGCCAGCUCGACGGUGACGACGAAUACGGCGACUCCCCCAGCCCGAACCAGAAAUUCCAGCCUAUCUUCGACCUCAGCCACACAAACUCGCCAUCUGACCAAGCCGACUCCCAGUUCGUGCUCCCUCGACGCAGGGGAAAAUCUCGUCGGCGCACAGCUAGGGCCUCGCUACCUGUCUACCCCUCCGGUGCAACUGAACUUCCGCUAUCGACGCCCCACAGAAGAAGAGACGCGAUGAACGAACCCAAGCGUCCGCGUACGUCGCCCUGCAAGUAUGAUCCUACCCCCAAACGGAGGAGAACGCUACACCGCUCAGAUAUCGCCUACGGCAUCGAGGACGGAAGGUUACUCCUUGGCGGCGAGCAGCAGCUCCAACUCGAGCACGAGCAGACGCCUAGCCCGGGACAACACUCUCCCGACCAAGAUGGGGGUAUCACACGGUCGGGGACGCCAUCGCCCCCGCAACGGGCUUCUGCUACUACCCAUCCGGUUGACUUCGAGGUGCGGCCCCUCAGAGCAAGCAGGUUGGGCGGGCAGCCGCCUACGGGACCUACCGCCCUGCCGCCUGGCAGCGCAAUGAUGGAGACGAACAGAAAGCCGUCGAUAAAAACGGAGGACUUUUUGCACGAGGCGAAUAAAAUUAUGGCGAUGAUCCGCAGUAAGGCGGGGCUACAGACGGGGAGGGGGCUCGGGAGUGUGGAAGAGGAGGGGGAGGGAAUGAAGGAGUCUGAUGAACAACAGGAAGGACAGCGGGAAGAACAGGGGGAGGGCGACAUGUCGUUUGAAUCCGACAAGGAGCCGUUUUCUAGGCCUCCGAGCAGAGAGGGGAGACCGCCUUUGCCGAGACGGAGCACAAGGCAAGAGGAUCCCGUGUUGGCGGAGCAGUUGAAGAAGUACGAAGAGGGGGAUGAUGGAAUGGGGGAUGUGGUUGCGUCGAUGAGGUCCGGGGGAUUGAGACAGAGUGCCAUGCUCAAUUCCAUGGCGAAAAGGCAGCAGCUUUGGAUGCAGAUGCAGGGAUCGCAGUUGCAACAACCGCCACAGCCUCAGCAGCAGUCACCACACGACUCCUUCGACCGACACUCCAGCUGGGAUAGCCGUGCCACACGCACCUGGCUAUCCAACACUCCUGGUGCAGCAGCCGUCAUGGGCAACCUUCCUCAAGUCAAAAUCAUCCCUCCCAACAACGGCUGGCCCUCGCCACAACCAUCCGGCCCGCACAAUGAGGAGGGCCCUGCGCCAUCAAGUAGGCACGUCUCUGGCGCGAGCGCGCUCUCCGUAUCGAUGCUGCGCGCCGGGUCUUCGCGCGGGUCGAACCCCAAUGACGCGCGCAAGACAAUUGCCCCUGAGAGUGUGUCGCACUUAAUUCCUGAUCAAGUAGGGGACAUGGUUCUCGACAGGGAGCGUCAGGUGUGGGUGAAGAGGAAGACUUCUGCGGCCGGGGGCCCGGAGCAGAAUGGUGUAAAAGGGAAGGUGUCGGUCGAGGAGAGCGAGGAUGAGGAAGAUCCGUUUGCGGGGAUUCCGGAUUUGAGCGUGGAUAUGACGAGCGAGAUGCUUAAUCUUAAACCGCCGGCUGGGUUGGGGAAUGAAAAGGGAAGGGAUCCAAGGAAACUCGCGUUCUCGUCGCCGCUGGCAGAGGUCAUUGUUGAUCAGCGGAGUUUGGGGACAGCGACGACUACAGAUGAGACAGGGAGUCAACCGCCGUCGGGGAGUACACCUUCCGUGGUGAAUAGGCCGCUGCCGGCGGGGUACGAGACUAUCGCUAGUACGAGGUCGAAUGGGUCGCGUCCGACGGUGCCUAUGAGACAGUUUUCUGUGGGCGGGGAGACGCAGACGGCGAGACCGGUGAGCAGGAUUGAUGAGCGCAGUGAAGAGUCAGAAGAUCAAGGAAAUGUUGGCCUUGCAGCGGGAGCUGAGAAUCUCGUUCUGCCGCCGGAGGAGAAUUCCAAGGGGAUGGAACUGAGUUUGGUGGGGGAUAUGAGUAUGAGUGUUGUCAGUCCCGAGAGGGGGGGUGACAAGGAGAAGGGGAAGAACCCUGCCGCUGUCACAGGGGACCAGACGCUUAGUUUGCUGGUCGCUACGCCGCCCGUCGGUCGCAACACGAAAUGCCCUGUGGUGGAGGCAGAUCCGGUUGCGGUGCUCAACACUUAUGUGGGCAACCUCUCGCUGAGCCCGCUGUCUACAUUUACUAUUCACCGCCCAAAUGAGUCGCUGCCGCUCGAGGCUAGCUACGUCGUCGGCAACCACCGUUUUGCGACGGGCAAUCCUGAGGGUAAACGCACCGUCUCACUUAGUGUGCAAGAGCUGGUGGCUAAACUGGCCGAGGUCGAGCCGUUUGAGCCCUACUGGGAGGAUAUGAAGGAGUUGGAUCUUCGCAGGAAGGGGUUGACCGCUGUGCAUGCACUGGAAGAGUUCUGUCCCAAGCUAAGGACGCUGGAUCUGUCGCAUAAUCGGAUCAGGAACUUGGGCGGGAUCCCUGGGACGGUGUUGCAUCUCCGGGCUAUGGAGAAUCUGUUAAGCGACCUAACGGCAUGGAGUCACCUACAGAAUCUGCAGUACCUCGAUGUAUCGGGCAACGAUCUCACCACGCUCUCGCCGCUGCAGCAUCUCGUACAUUUGAGGGUCCUCAAAGCGGAUAACAACCGCCUGGCCUCGCUGGACGGGAUCAAGUUCCAUCGGUAUCUGCAAUCGCUGCGCGCGAGGAACAACGCACUUACUGUCUUGGAUCUCUCCUCAUCGACUAUGAACGAGCUGGCGACGUUAGACCUCAAGCAUAACCGCAUCUCCCGCGUCACAGGCCUCGCCCGUCUCCCCGCCCUCACAACCCUCAACCUCGCCCACAACAACCUCACCACCUUCGCCGUAGACGACACCGACGGCCCCUGCCCCGCCCUCAAGUACCUCCAUCUCAGUGAUAACCACCUCGUCUCCCUGUCUCUAGCAAACCUUCCCCACCUACGUCUCCUCCACGCUGACCGCAACAACCUCAUCCAACUCGACAACCUAAACCCCCGUUCCUGCCGCCAUCUAGACUCCCUUUCCCUCCGCGAACAGCAUGGCGAGAAGGGUCUCGACGUGACACACCUUUUGGCCAGGGCAUUCGAGGUGCGCAAGCUGUUCCUCAGCGGGAAUUUAUUGAGUAAAGGGUUUGUGCCGAGAACGGAUAUGCUCAACCUGCAGGUCUUGGAGGUCGCAAAUUGUGGGUUGGUUCAACUACCCGAAGAUUUGGGGCUUUUCUUGCCCAAUUUGAGGGUAGUUAACUUGAAUAUGAAUGCUCUCAAGAGCAUCGAGGGAUUGAAAGGGGCGGGACGGGUGAGGAAGGUGUUUGUGGCGGGGAAUCGGAUUGGGGAUUUGGGGAAGUUGGUUAGCGUGUUGAGUUCUUGGCGGGGGUUGAGGGUGUUGGAUGUGAGGGAGAACCCGUGUACAGGGGGGUUUUAUAAGCUGGGUGCGUUGGCUGUUGCCAAAGGAAAGAAGGGGAAGAAGCGUGACGUGAGCGGUAGCUCUGCCGCUGCUACCGAGGAGACGGCUACCAAAGAGCCUGACACUCCCAAGGACACUCCCUUCCCUUCCCUUCCCGACGAUCCAGCCCUCCCACCCCUGGACCCCCAACAUAACUCCGAAGACGACCCCCAUGAUAAUCACAACUCUGACUCCGAAUCCUCCGACCUCGACGCCUCUCCUUCCCAGUCCUUUACACUCCCGGACCAGUCGCCCACACAAGAUAGUUCCUUCCGGGCCCGACUGGAUAUGGAUACCCGUGUGCGCAGGAGGCUGUAUGAAGCGCUGCUUGCGAGCAGGUGUCCUGGGCUGAGGAAGGUUGAUGGAUUAGGGUUUGAUGCCAAGAGAAUGGGCACGCCGAGGGACGGGGAUGAGGUUUGGAGGGUUAUAAGGGAGAGGGGGUUAAUUAGGGGGGAUACUAAUCAGAAUGGAGAGGGGACGACUAAGAGUCGGUGGGGGGUGGAGGAUAGUUUUGCAUAG